Molecule: messenger RNA, 1910 nt
Organism: [Candida] anglica
Lineage: Eukaryota; Fungi; Ascomycota; Pichiomycetes; Serinales; Debaryomycetaceae
Source: the annotation of a GenBank genome assembly
GAGAGAGAUACGUAUUAAUAAAUUAAGUAGGUUGGGGUAUAAAAGAUACUCAGUUUCAACAUAUAUUAGUUAAAGUGUAUUUAUUUGAAAUGACCGAAAAUACAAUGAAUAGUGGUGAUACUCCAUUGGAAGAUUUGGGAUAUAGUGCACCUAAAGUGGUGGCAGUGUUUUUAGUUAAGUUUGAUACAACUAUUGGUUAUACGCUUGCUUGGUCCAAAUGUAAUCCAGGUAUCAAUCUCGAAGGAUUAGAAUAUAAAAGUUUACCUUCGGGGUUACAUGAAACAUCAUCAGACACUGUCCUAUUAACUCAUUCUAUUGGAACUAAAAAAUAUUAUGGUUACACUAAAUUUUCACAAAAUGAUUCUCAACUUGCAACAAAUCAAUCAGUUAAUCGUAAAGAUGUUAAAAUGUUCUCCUUGGGUAUAUUGUGUGAUCCAUCAAUUGAUUCUACUUUACAAUGGAAACCCAAUGAGUUUUCCAGUAAUGGAUGGGAAUAUAUGGAUGACGUUUCGUCUACUCUAGAAUCAUUUGUUAAACAAUCAAAUUUGGAUGAUUUUGAUAUUUUGAAAACUUUAUUCAAUUCGUUACAACAAAAGAAACCAAUCCCAUUAAAAUCAGGCAUUGAAAAUCAUUUACUUCAUCGACUUCCAUGUAUGUUACAAACUUUAGGUCCUUUAGUGUUUUGUUUGUAUAAACAAGCAUUACUUCGUAAACGUAUACUUUUCUUUAAUCAAAAUCAUUCUAAAGUGACAAAUUUGGAUUCAGGUGCAUUUUCAUAUAUUCUUUCAUUAUUAUCAGUGGUACCAAAGGGGGUUGAAUCAUUAAUUGGAGGGUUGAGACAUAAUCAAGAAUAUAUUCUUUAUUCUCAACCAAUUUAUAACGUUGGAUUACAUGAUUUAGAAGGAGAAUUGAUUGGAUCUACUUCAUGUAUCGGGAGUACUAAUGAUGCCAUCUUAAUGUACCAAUCAAAUAUAUUCGACUAUGCAGUAAUGUUACCCAAUGAUGAAAUAAAGGAUCCUUUUAUUGUAUCAUCUUCAAUAUUAGCUUCAAAUCAUGGACAUACUCCUACACCAUUAGAUUCAAGUUUGAAAGCUACUUUAAAAGAUUAUUACAAGUUUAAACUUGUAUAUAAAGAAUUUUUCAAUCAUAAUAAUAAUAAGAAUAAUAAUAAUAAUAAAGAUCAAGUGCCUAAUCUGGAUGAUCAAGCAUCUAUUAAAACUAAAAGUUCUACAUUUUCACAAAGAUUUGGAGCACAAUUUCUCAAUAAAUUUGAUUCAAAUGAUUCCAAUCAUAAAGAUGAUAUAGAAGAACCAUUAUGGUGGCUUGAGUCUGCCACAUCUCCAAUGUCUUGGAGAGAAUAUAUCUGGUCAGCAUUUUCUUGGUUUGCUAGUGCAGGAACCGUUAGCAAUGGAGAAAAUAAUAUCGAAGACAAUAAUAUUGAAUAUGAUCAAAGAAAUGAUGAAAGAAAUGAUGAAGAAUUAAAGACUAGAUUUUUAGAAUUGGUUGAAAUUGUUGAUAAAUUUCACAAGUUAACUAAAAAAUGGUUUUAUUUAGUUAAUGAAAUUGUACUUGAACAAGUUGAAGAAAAUAGAGUUCAAUUAGUUAAUGGGGAAAACGAAACAUUGAUUGAAGGUCCAAAAUUAAAGCUUGAACUUACUUAUCAAGAUAUUGUGGAUAUGGAAUUAGAUCCAUAUUCUCAUGAAGAUAUUGAAUUUGUUAAAGAAUUUGUGCUUUUAUACUGGGGAGAAUUGGUCGAUUCUGUUGAAGUAGGAUUAGGAAUUCUGGGAAUUUGUUGUUAAAUAUUUAAGCUAAAAUCUUACGGAAUACAUGAAAAGGCAUGGACUGUAAAUCUAGGAAUCUAUAGUAAUUAAAACAGAAAAAAAAACAAUAAAAAAAGAAAAAAAGAAAGG